Molecule: messenger RNA, 1003 nt
Organism: Salvelinus sp. IW2-2015
Lineage: Eukaryota; Metazoa; Chordata; Actinopteri; Salmoniformes; Salmonidae
Product: ATP-dependent DNA/RNA helicase DHX36
Source: RefSeq, a predicted model, not a curated record
GUGUCUCCGUUCUCCCUGCUGUUCUUUGGAGGUGACGUCACUAUCCAGAUGGAUCAGGACCAGGAGACCAUCGCUGUGGAUGACUGGAUCGUCUUCCAGUCCCCCGGACGCAUCGCUCACCUCGUCAAGAAUCUGAAGAAGGAGCUGGACUCUCUAUUGGAAGAGAAGAUCCGAAGCCCCGCCCCUGUGGACUGGAGCAACCGCCAAUCCAAAGACUGUGCUGUCAUCACAGCCAUCAUAGACCUCAUCACCACCCAGGAGAGGCCCAACGUUAMCGCGAGGAACACUGCCCCUAGAGGACGUCACCAGUACUACAACAACGAUGAUGGUGGUGACCAGUACUAGAACUGCUGCAUCUCUUCUCAACCCAGAGAAAAGCUCAGGCCAUAGAGAUGGAAAGAGGUCUCCACUUUGUAUCUGUGCCAUAAUGGCGCUGCCCAUGCUAUCUCCGUUUGAACAAAGUGUCAAGCUAAUGUUGGUGAUUUACYGCCACUUGCAGAGCUGGAGUCUUAAAYUAAAUAUUGUGUUAUUUUGGCGAUAUAGCUUAACGCCAUUUACCAACUAGGCAAACCAAUUUGAAGACCAUGCUCUGGUCAUUCCCAUAGGAAUCCCCCACCCAGUUGACUACUUUAAAAUGGUGGAAGCCGUCAAUGUCCAUGCAAAWUAGUUUCCAAGUAGAGAUCUCUAUACAUUUCUAUUGGAUAUGAGUCCAGUCAGGUUGGUAUGUGAAGAAAAAGUCCCCGAACGACAAACUAUUUGAAUUUAAUUCUGUAAGCCAACUGGAAAAGGCUGAGCAUGUAUUUUUGCAUUUGUUAAGAACAAUUAUGUGAAACUAAGUUGUAUGGAAUGCUGUUUUGUUGAUAUUGCUUGACAUUCUCAUGUUGUCAAAUGGCCUACUUGGCUGACCAAUGGUUCACUUGCCGUUGUUUUCUAUUCAGUUUUUGUUCAAAUAUUUUAAUCUUCUCCCUGAAGCUGAACCAUUAAAGCUGACCUUAUUGCAGUG